Molecule: messenger RNA, 1083 nt
Organism: Nematostella vectensis (starlet sea anemone)
Lineage: Eukaryota; Metazoa; Cnidaria; Anthozoa; Actiniaria; Edwardsiidae
Product: type-1 angiotensin II receptor-associated protein
Exons: 9
Coding region: 114-572 (152 amino acids)
Biological process (GO): angiotensin-activated signaling pathway
Cellular component (GO): plasma membrane
Source: RefSeq, a predicted model, not a curated record
UGCCAGGCCCUGACACAUACAAACUCGUGACUCCGAAUUUUCUGGUUCCUGAAGUGAUUUUGAGAUUCUUUACUUAUCCUGUACUACUUUGGCCCGUUUACCCUUACGCAGCCAUGCAGAGAGUAUCUGUGACGAUGCCUUCCGUCUCCAUCAAGGUUAUAAUAGGAGUUCAUUUCAUCCUGACAACAUGGGCCACUCUUUACCCCACCCUUCCUACAUCCUAUGUGUUUAGUAAUUUCUUGGUCCUCUUUAUGGGAAUUUGGGCACUUGUGGAGACAGAGCGCACAGAUCCCGUGGUUAUGUUUCUUCUUGGUUUGAUCUUCACCAUUAUCAGUGACAUUGUUGCUCUUUCCAUCUACUAUGUUAACUUAGACAACUCGACGUAUAGGUUUGCAAUUGGAAUGGCAAUCAUGAGCCUCAUUCUUAAGCUGGCGGCGAGAAGGAGUGUCACACAAAGCCCCAGUUGGAUGCGAAAAAUGAUUUUCCCUCUCCCCCAAGACCACAUUUUGCUUUGCAGCCUUUGUCCUGCAUUUGCAUAUUUUUGGAUUUCCGGAACCGUGGAGGGGAAGUAGACACUCGCUGGGCUGAAAAUCCAUACGUUACAAUUGAAGGACAUAACGACAUCAAGGGGGCUUCUGGGCCACAGGCGUAAGCGUGAGAGCUAUUGCACAUCCAAGAAGGAUCACUGCGAAAUCAACCCACCCUACACAAUAAAAACAGCUUCAUCCUACUCCUUAAGCAUAAAAUAAUCUACGUAUAAAGAUAUUUCCCUAAAAAAGAUGUUUCUAUAGGCAAAAUAAACAGUCAAAUCCAAAGCUAUUACUAUGAUGAUAUUUUUUGGUACGUAGCUAAUAACACCUUACAUCAUAAUCUUUUUUAGUAUGCACAAAGUAGUUUGUGUGCAGAUAUCUUAGAGAUGGAAUAGAUUUCUGCUCGCCUAAACAUUGUUAAGAAACAAACCCUAACAUUUUUGUUAAUUGGCACAUGAAAACUAGCUAGAACUAGUGCAAUAUAUAAAUAUAUACAAAUAAGAUUUUUUUUAUAUAAUUAGAGACAAUAAAGUUUGUCUACUUUACAUGGUAA